CCGCGAACGUAACCCCUCGAAGCCCCGCCCACUGCAAACACUGCAACAAGUGCAAUAAUGUGAUGCUAGCCAGCUCAAUCCUCAAAGAAAGACUUCGGGGACAGGAAUUAUCAACGUAAUUAUCAGCGUUUCUCACUAACUUCGAAGGAUAUUUCAUGGUUCAGUAUUUAUAUCUUACUCAUACUUUGCUACAAACAGGUUUUGCCACUUGGCGCAAAGGAAAUUAGAGACCGAGGACCUUGCGCAAUGUAGAAGAAGUUUAUUGGAGAGACGCUGAGCUAGCUCACGGGCUAACCCAGUAUGCUGAAGAAGUCAGUCAGCCAUUCGUAAAAAUGUUGCGGGGUGACUAGUGAGCGGCUCACUUGUGCCUUUUGUUCACGGCAUGCUUUCUAGAAGGAAAUAAGGAGUGUCUGUUAGACUCCAGAGAAACUCCUUCACUAUGGCGCUCCGGUUAGAACAUCUGCUGUGUUGAUGAGAGAAAAAGUCAGGAGGACAACAUCAGCCACUAUGAGCAGGGCAGAACAAAAGGACAGGGUCUUGUCCGUAAGUGAAGACUCCCUCCCUUGCCGAUACCACUCUAAAGCAGACCCAGUAAUCAGGAGCCGACCUCUCAGUGAUAUAUAUCCGCUUCAGAGUCAACGUGAGCGAAGUGCGGUACCCUACCUACUGUCUGGAUGCAGCGCCCAACUACAGCCAAGGACUGUAGGCCCCGAGGAAAGUAGGUUAAACAGCAUAAACUCCUCUGCCUGGUCCAACCCUGUUAUAGGUCAUCCUGAAGGGAACCCUCACCCCUCCAGAAUAAUGCGGCUUUUUUCCAACUCAAGAAAGGGCCCCGUCCCUUCUCACAGUCCAGCCACCGAUGGGCUCCCCUCCACCCAAAGCAACAACACCAACAUUAGUGCCCAGCCCUGGUCUGGACUGGGUGUUCUGGACUCCUUCAAAAAACUUCGCUCCUCUGUUCUUCACAGCAUUCAGAGUAGAGAGCUAUCGAACCAAGAUGGAGAGCGUGUCCCGUCGUCAUACCAGGAAAUGGCUAAUGGCACAACUGUAGCCGACACCGAGGCUGUGAUGGCCAACAAAAAACAUUUAAAAAGUGCAGAAGCUCACCAUGUGUCUAAUGGAGGUUUUACAGUCCAGAUGUUGGGUUUGAUGAACCAGUAUAGCUCAGAUUUGGAGGACUAUGAUGAUGAAGAAAAUUAUGAAGGAAGUGAUUUCGCACGAAACUCACGAUUCUCAAGGAGUAUUAGAAAAGCUUACGGAGCCGGACGCAUCUCUUUAUUUGACACAGCCAAUAGAAAAGCCGCAGGAAGGAACACGAGCGAACCUACAGACACUCACACAUCCAAGCUCAGCGCCCAAACACAAAAUAUGCAUGAAGGCGUGAAUGUGAUGAACAGACUGAGCAAGAGUGCAGAAAAUCUCCAUAUAUUUAAGGCGCCUUUCAGACGCAAAGCUGCUUCUCCAAGUCCUCCAGACCCCCAGACGACCAUCACACCGGCCAUGCAGAGAACAGCCAGUGCCUCCUCGGUGGACCUCAGAUCCCACGCUACUAGCAACGGGAAGAACCCCGUGAGGACCAAGCCGCCGAUGCUAAAGCUAGUAGGGAGCAUGACGGACCUAACUGUUCGACGCAAGCGCAGUCCCUCUCACAGCCCCAUCUCUGCAUCUCCCAUGUCCCCUCUGACCCGUCUCCAUGACGACUACUCCCGCCGAGUGCCUUGCCUGCAGACCAGCGAGCGGCGGCGACGGCCAUCGCCCGUCAGGGCCCGAGCAAUGUCUGGGGAACACGCGCCUCUGGUUCAUCACCAGUCGGAAUUCCACGCCAGCUCACAGCAGCACGAACCCCUCGUUUCAGCUUCUGUACAUCCACUGGACGGAACAGAGCAAACUUGCUCACCAGCCACUGCUACAGAAUUGAAUGCCUCUCCACCAUUUGACAAAGAAUCUAUACAACCAGAAGAUCGCACGGAGGUCAAUUUGGAAGCAAAUGAGGGGACAUCAGAACAACAAGGGAGAGAGGCACAUCUCUCAGAGGAAUUGUCUUCAACCACCAGCACACCUCCUAUCUCCCCCACGUGCCUCUCUGACUCACCCACAUCACCCACAGAUGCAGCAACGUCCAAGGAAACAUGCUCUGUCAAGCCCAGACGAAGGUCUGGCCGCCCAAGGCCUCGGCCCAUCUCUGACUAUGGGCAGCUCAUUUCCAGGAAGCACUCCAUUCCUGAGGAAGUGGCAGAGCUGCGGGCAGAGGAAAGAACAGCAAGCACAACGUUGCUUAAAGACUGCAGUAAUACUGGUGCGUACGGAAGUGAAGAGAGCCCCCAGAUGUGCAGCAUGAAUGGUGACCUUCAAGACAGGAAGCAGCGACCCAUUUCAGUGAUCGGAGGCGUGAAUUUGUUUUCCCCAGACUCUGAGGAGAAGCAUGACUGCCUUCCUUCUCGGCCACCGAUCCCCUCCCACCAGGUGCCCCCCUACAAAGCAGUAUCUGCAAGGUUUCGCCCCAACGUCCUCUCCCAGAGCACCCCCAUCGGCCUGGACCGCGUGGGACGACGGAGGCUUCACAGAGUGCUCAGCGAUGGUGUGUCUGACUGUGCAGCCACGCUCGAUGACAGUGUGAGUGAGGAGGAGGAGAGCAGCUUCGACGAGCUCACCGAUGUCACACCCUACCUUCAGCCAGGGGUGGAAAUCACCGUGCUCAACGAGUGGAUAAACUCAGGCCACGCAGUGUAUGCUGAGGCUCUCUGGGACCACGUGACUAUGGAGGAGCAGGAGCUGGCCUUCAAGGCUGGAGAUGUUAUCCGUGUCCUGGAUGCUUCACAUAAGGACUGGUGGUGGGGCAGAGGGGCUGACAAGGAGGCCUGGUUCCCCUCCAGCUUUGUGAGGGUACGGGUGAACCAAGAGGACUCCAGUGCGGAGAGCGUGGAGAGUGUUGCCGACCAGGAAGAUCCCAGUCCCCGGGAGACGCACGCGGCUCAGCACCGGGAGCAGAUGAGAACCAACGUGAUUCAGGAAAUCAUGAACACAGAACGUAUUUACAUCAAGCAUCUGAAGGACAUCUGUGAGGGUUACAUUCGCCAGUGUCGGAAGCACCCUGACAUGUUUACGGAGCAUCAGCUCAAGACUAUCUUCAGCAACAUAGAAGACAUCUACAGGUUCCACAGACAGUUUCUUAAAGACCUGGAGAAGAAGUACAACAAAGAUCAACCGCAUCUCAGUGAAAUCGGCUCUUGUUUCCUCAUGCAGGGGGAGGGCUUUUCCAUUUACUCCGAGUACUGCAACACUCAUCCGGCAGCCUGUGCUGAGCUGCAGCGCCUCAUGAAGUCGGGCAGGUACAAACACUUCUUUGAGGCCUGUCGGCUCCUCCAGCAGAUGAUCGACAUCUCCAUCGCCGGUUUCUUGCUCACACCCGUCCAGAAGAUCUGUAAAUAUCCCCUACAGCUGGGAGAACUACUCAAAUACACCCCCAAGGACCACAGUGAUUUCUCUGGAGUGAGCGGCGCUUAUGAGGCGAUGAAGAAUGUGGCCAGUCUCAUAAAUGAGAGGAAGCGACGGCUGGAGAGCAUCGAUACUAUCGCUCACUGGCAAGUCGCCAUUCUCCACUGGGAGGGGCCCAACGUACUGGAGCGCAGCUCGGAGCUGAUCCACUCCGGCGAGCUGACUCGAAUCGUCCGACAGGGGAAAAUGCAGCAGCGCAGCUUCUUCCUGUUUGACCACCAGCUGGUCUUCUGCAAGAAAGACGUCCUGCGCAGAGACCUGCUCCACUACCGCGGACGCGUGGACACGGAUCAGACGGAGGUGGUGGACGUGCCCGAUGGUCGGAACACAGACCUGGGCUUGACCCUGAGGAAUGCUCUGUGUCUGCGCAACGCCUCCACGCUGGAGGUUCUUUGUGUGCUGUCCUGCAAGAAGACCCAGGACAAACAGAGGUGGUUGGAAGCUUUUUCCAAGGAGAGACACAGAGUCAAAGAAGACCAAGAGAUGGGAAUGGAAAUCAGCGAAGAACAAAGAAAACAGGCAAUCGUUAAUGCCAGAAGAGCCAAACACGGGAAAAUCCAACCCAUCGGUUACUCAGGCUCCGUACCACCCCACCACCAGAACCUCCACCCACUUCACCAGCGUCACGUCACCAUUCCGACCAGCGUGCCUCAGCAGCAGGUCUUCACACUGGCCGAGCCUCCCAAACGAAAGCCUUACCACGUGUUGUACAGCAUCACCCGCAAUGCCUUCUUCAAGAAAUGACACCGUUUGCCCUCUGGGCAGGACCUCAGCACCCCCAAAAUGUACUGAAGACUCAAAGAAAAUUUGGUGUCCUGUUUGUGAGUGUAAUUAGUUUUGCACCAUGUCUGUUUCUCCGUGUGUACUUUUGUUGCAUGUUGAUGUGCCUCCACUUCAAAAAGGGGCACAACAAAAGUGUUAAAACUGUGACUCUGUCCAUUUUGUUGGUUUGUUAAAUGCUGCUGAUGAAUCC
Molecule: messenger RNA, 4468 nt
Organism: Betta splendens (Siamese fighting fish)
Lineage: Eukaryota; Metazoa; Chordata; Actinopteri; Anabantiformes; Osphronemidae
Gene: spata13
Product: spermatogenesis associated 13
Exons: 13
Coding region: 472-4239 (1255 amino acids)
Biological process (GO): filopodium assembly; lamellipodium assembly
Cellular component (GO): cytoplasm
Molecular function (GO): protein binding; guanyl-nucleotide exchange factor activity
Source: RefSeq, a predicted model, not a curated record